Messenger RNA from Xenia sp. Carnegie-2017, 2746 nucleotides. Its product is annotated as delta-1-pyrroline-5-carboxylate synthase-like. Lineage: Eukaryota; Metazoa; Cnidaria; Anthozoa; Malacalcyonacea; Xeniidae. Bases 139 to 2586 code for a protein of 815 amino acids. The record is from RefSeq and is a predicted model, not a curated record. The transcript is spliced from 15 exons. Gene Ontology annotation, cellular component: mitochondrion. Gene Ontology annotation, molecular function: glutamate 5-kinase activity; ATP binding; glutamate-5-semialdehyde dehydrogenase (NADP+) activity.
AACAAAGAGUCAUGAUAGAACAAGGUCUUUUUAUCCCUUGCUUCGUCGAAAGUAAAACGUUAUAUAUUGUAUUAUUUAGUGCUUUAAUUUGUGGUGUUAUACUUAAACGAUGCUAAGCUAUUCAUAACCUCUUCAGACAUGUAUGUGAUUAGAAGUCGGGCUUGCUUUAAAGCUCGCUUUGUCUUCAAAAGUCCGUAUGUCUUCCAAUGCUCACGAUUUGUAAACUCAAAUGGUAACGGCCUGACGAGUUUUGAUGAUUUUCACACUGGAAGAAAGGCGGCCCUGCAUCGUGCCGAGUUGAAAAAUAUGAAAAGAGUUAUGGUUAAGCUUGGCUCAGCCGUGAUUACACGCGAAGACGAGUGUGGUGUUGCCCUCGGUAGAUUAGCCUCCAUUGUGGAGCAGAUAUCAGAAUUACAGCAAUUGGGCCACGAAAUGAUGUUGGUAACAAGUGGUGCUGUUGCCUUUGGGAAACAGCGAUUACGACAUGAAUUAUUGUUAUCACGUAGCAUGAGGCAGUCAUUACGACCAAAUGACCGUUUAAAGGGAAACCUAAUGCCUCAACUUGAACCAAGGGCCUGUGCUGCUGUUGGUCAAGGUGGACUUCUUUCCUUAUAUGAAGCAAUGUUCAGUCAGUAUGGUCUAACUUGUGCUCAGGUCCUUGUCACCACUCCGGAUUUCAAAAAUGCGGAGCUACGAGCAAAUUUAAGGUCCACGAUGGAUGCACUAAUCAAGAUGAACUGUAUUCCCAUCAUCAAUACAAACGAUGCUGUUGCACCACCUCCUGGGGAUGACUAUGAUUUAAAGGGGUGGAGAAGAAAGUCGAAUUCGGUUAUCAGUUUGAAGGACAACGACAGUCUUGCUGCUUUACUCGCUGUAGAAAUGCGGACUGACGUGUUGGUUCUAUUAUCUGAUGUUGAUGGCAUUUACUCCUCACCCCCCGGACUCAAAGAUUCGCAGAUCAUAUCUACAUUUCAUCCAUCGGAAAUCAAUAACAUAACGUUUGGCGGGAAGUCCAGAGUAGGAAUGGGAGGAAUGGAAUCUAAGGUUAAAUCCUCGAUUUGGGCGUUAGAGCGUGGUACUUCCGUGGUAAUUGCAAAUGGAGUAGGAUCUGAGUAUCACGCCCUUUCCAAAAUUAUGACUGGUAAAAAGAUUGGAACUUUUUUCUCUUUGGCUGAAAAGACUGGACCUUCGGUGGAGGAACAGGCUGAAGAUGCGAGAAAAGCAGGACGAAUAUUGCAAUCGUUGGAGCCAGAAAAGCGUGCAGACAUACUGUAUCGUCUUGCUGAUCUACUGGAGGAAAGAACGACAGAUAUUCUCGAUGCUAACGCUCGUGACCUCGAAGAAGCAUCUUUGUUGAAUGUUGCUGCCCCUUUGCUUUCGCGACUUUCCCUCACACCGAGUAAGAUCAAUAAUUUGGCCGCAGGGAUCAGGCAGAUAGCGGAUUCCUCGCACGAGAAUAUAGGACGUGUUCUACGCCGAACGAAAGUCGCUGAAAAUUUACAUCUUGUUCAAGAGACCGUACCAAUUGGCGUACUGAUGGUUAUAUUUGAAUCUCGACCGGAUGCAUUGCCUCAGGUAGCCGCGCUAGGUAUAAGUACAGGUAACGGUUUGCUGCUAAAAGGUGGGAAAGAGGCGUAUCAUAGCAACCGUUGUCUGCUGAAGAUUGUCCAAGAAGCCAUUGCAAGACAUGCUCCGCGCACCGCAGUUCAACUGGUGAGCACUCGAGAAGCUGUUAGUGAUCUGUUGAAAUUGGAAGGUAUUAUUGAUUUGGUGAUUCCAAGAGGUUCAAACGAGCUAGUGAAACAAAUCCAAGAGAAAAGUAAGGGAAUCCCCGUGCUGGGUCAUGCAGAAGGAAUUUGUCAUGUUUUUGUUGAUAAAGAUGCAGACCCAUCGAUGGCGAUCCGUGUUGUAAUCGACUCAAAAUGCGAUUAUCCCGCUGCUUGUAAUGCCAUGGAGACUUUACUUAUACAUCAGGAUUUAGUUGGAACGCAACCUUUCCAAGAUAUGCUCAAUCAAUUAAGAGAUAACCAGGUGAUUGUACAUCCUGGACCACGCUUGGCGAAAGCACUACCAUUUGGUCCAAUGCCAGCAACUUCUCUGCAAAAGGAAUACAGCGCUCUUGAGUGCACAAUGGAGGUCGUUGAUAACGUAAAUGAUGCCAUCGAUCAUAUUCAUAAACAUGGCAGCUCACAUACUGAUGCAAUUGUCACCGAAAAUGACGAAGCAGCGCAAUUUUUCCUCCAGUCAGUGGACAGUGCAUGCGCUUUCCAUAACUGCAGCACUAGGUUUGCUGAUGGCUACAGGUUUGGAUUGGGCGCCGAGGUUGGAAUCAGCACGGGUCGUAUCCACGCUCGUGGUCCAGUCGGCGUUGAGGGACUCUUGACAACGAAAUGGGUCCUUAAGGGACACGGACACACUGUAGCUGACUUUGCCGAAGGGGGUGAUUUGGAAUACUUGCACGAAUCAUUGCCCUUGAGCUUGGAAGAGAUGGAGGCAAAGAAUGAAGGCAUUGAGAACGAAAUAAGGAAAAAUGAAGAAAGCGAGGAGACCUUUUUUGACGAGAGUGAAAUUGGCAAAGAGGGCUAAUAACAUGUGGCUAACGGCCACCACAGAAUAUAAUUUAUUGGUUGUAGUCUUGAAGUCUUUCACGUUGUAAAUUGUAAUUACUGGUAUAAAGAUUAUCUAGUUGUAUGGCUCCAACUAUUUGGAAAAUUUUUACCACUGACUAAGAAUUGUUUGAAGUUUA